UUUCCCAAACUACCUAUAAAAGUCCCAUCUGCAAUUUUACAUCUUUUUAAAUUUGACUAUCAUAAAAACGUUAAAAGUACAGCUACUCGUACACACUCACAGGUCAGAAUUUGCAGCAUUUAGAGGGUAAAGAUUUAAUACUUGUUGUUAUCUUUUGUGGGUGUGAGAUUAUUAUUAAGUAAAUGUAUGGAUGAAAAGCAAGAAGUUCCAUUGUUAUAUUUGAAUAGAGGAUGUCAUGGGUCAGGUUCUUAUGGCUGGUCUGUUAAACAGAGUAGUGGUCUCCCACACCCACCUGGUUUUGAGCCUCAAUCAAACCCUAAUUCAUCUGCUCAUAACCAUAGUACUAUGAAGUUUACACCAUCACUCCAAUUGGAACACAUCCGACUUCCACCGCCACCCAAUUUCCCUAAGAAGAAAAGAGGGAGACCCCGAAAGUCUCCCUCUGAUGAUCCAACCGCGUGUACCCUACAAAAGAAAAUGGGGCAUCCUCAAUCGGAUGUUUACCAGCACCCGGACUUUUCAAAACUCAAGCCUCCGUCAAGAUCAGGCGGGUUCAGAACAGGUGAAGAGCUUGUCAACUUGCUAAAGAGUGCAUCAUCGGUGUUGAUAUCUGGUAUCAAAGAGGCUGCAAAUGCUAAUGAAAUGAUUGAGUUAUCGUCGAAAGCGUUUAUAUAUUUUGACUCUAUUGGGAUUGAUUACAUGCCAGUGUACAAAGCCGUGUGUUCUGUUAUCCAUCGACAUUGCGACAAAGAGGCUUUAGCUAGACAGAAACCGCAUUAUGCGUUUGACACAAAGGCGUUGCACGAACAAGCGGCAUUCGAGUUUUCCGAGGCGAAAGAAAGAUAUGUUAGAGUUAAUAGGGAGCUUGAAGACGCGCAAUGUGAUUUUGAUGCGAUUACAGCUCACGUUAAGCGGCUAUAUGAAGAAAUACAAAAGGGAAAGGCGAAACAGGCGAAACUCGAGGCUAAAGUUGCCGCUGCGAAAGCUGAUAAAGUUACUUGUGAUGAGGCGUAUUCGAAGGCGAAAUCAAAGAUGGAAGAUUUAGCCCCGAAAAUGAGUGAGGCCCGGAAAGAGAUUGAACAGUUUGAAAGGCGAUGGAAGGAGACCGUGGAGGGAUUGAAUCGUGCGAUGGAGGAAACGUCGAGCCUUAUAAUAUAGUCUUUAACAGUUGGUUAGACAUUUUUAUACUUAACUGCUUUUUUGUCUAUAGUUUGUUUGGGAAUUAGUAUGCCUCCUUAAUGUUAGCUAAUCUUACUAGACUUGGUAUUGGAGUUUAUUUAUAUAUCGUACAUGGCGUAAAAACCUUAUAAGAAUUCAAGUUGAACUUUUACAAA
Molecule: messenger RNA, 1334 nt
Organism: Helianthus annuus (common sunflower)
Lineage: Eukaryota; Viridiplantae; Streptophyta; Magnoliopsida; Asterales; Asteraceae
Exons: 2
Coding region: 187-1158 (323 amino acids)
Source: RefSeq, a predicted model, not a curated record